AUGCCCCACCUGACCCGUGUUCCUGGCACGCUCUCUACUGGGGAUGUGCUUCGGUGGCUGGCUGCAAACUCCACCACGAGGCUUCACAUAACUGCUCAAUACUGGCAGCUUCUACCUUCCCCCAACGAUCCUCGGUCUGGGGACUAUGGUUACACUCAACAGCAGAUGCAUGAGUUUGGUGCCAAUCAAGGUGUUUCUCUUUUUCAAGCAUUAGAUGCUGCUGCUGACAGGAAUGUUAGCAUCAGGUUACUGUCCCACUCUGGAGUAUAUCCAACUUUUACACUAGAACCAUCCAAACUUGCUUUCGGAAGGUCAAAUGUUGAGAAUGUGACAUUGCUGCUAGAGGAUUGGUGGGGCUCCGGCAUUGUCCAUGCCAAAGUUUGGAUAUCUGAUAGUAGGGAUGUGUAUAUUGGAUCUGCAAACAAUGACUGGAAAUCUCUCACACAGGUCAAGGAACUCGGAAUUUAUUUUACUCAUUGUCCUAAAAUAGCUAAAAAGGUUGAGGUCUACUUUGACAAUUUAUGGACACUUGCAUCUCUCAAUUCUUCAGCUUACACAAAAACAGUGUUUGAUCAAGAGUGGCAAGUUGAGAGGAAGUUUCCUUGCUGGUCGCAUUUCAUUGAUCAUAAAGAGAGGUGCAAGUCACCUCUUCCUCGAUAUCUGGAGACUCCUCAUGUUGCAGGAUAUCCUAUUAUGUCUGACCCUUUUAUGUUUGUGGUUUCAUUUCAAACCCCUGGGAAUAACUAUUCAACCAAGCUUUCCCAAGUCAGCUAUCUAUCAUUUGCACCCCCAGAGCUAUUAUUUGGAAAAUAUCAAGCGGAUGAGCAGGCAUGGAUUGAUACAAUCAAGUCUGUUGGAGAUAAGCAGACAGUUAGAAUAAGUACAAUGGACUGGCUAGGUCAGUCAGAAUUUACGGACCAAACAAUUUACUGGUCAUCCUUAUCCUCUGCAAUAUCACAGGUGGUGUUUUCCAAGAAUGCAACAGUACAGAUAUUGGUGGCAUAUUGGGCACACUCCAUCAGUAACACAGAUAUGUACCUGAAGUCUCUCCACUACACUAACAAUCUCUGCUCUUCCUCGAAGUACAACAAAUGCUCUGGGAAAGUCGAGAUAAAAUAUUACGUGGUUCCAGGUUUCAACAUGACAGGACCUGCCAUUCACGGUGGAACUAGAACAGGAAACAAAUACCCUGAUUUUACAAGAGUAAAUCAUGGAAAAUAUGCAGUUAGUGAUGUAAGGGCACACAUUGGGACUAGCAAUCUUGUAUGGGACUACUUCUACACAACAGCAGGUGUCAGCUUUGGGACAUACAGCACUGCCAUCAUCUCUAAACUUACGGAAAUUUUUAAUGCUGAUUGGAACUCAGCCUAUGCUGUUCCAUUUGAAGAUCAGGAGAAAGGUUAA
This is a messenger RNA of Sphenostylis stenocarpa, 1404 nucleotides long. Lineage: Eukaryota; Viridiplantae; Streptophyta; Magnoliopsida; Fabales; Fabaceae. The record is from the annotation of a GenBank genome assembly.